CGGGAGCGGUGCCGGGAGCGGAGAGCCCAUCCCGGGGUGAGGGUCGCGGGGAGGCGGGCCCCUGUCUCCCUGUGGUUGCCGGCACCCAGGUCGCCAGGUGUAUUAGAUCUUGGAGCUCUGCUGGCGGAGCUGUGACCCUGCCUGCAGCCUGUGGGUGCUGUGCUCGGUGCUAAUGAAAUGCCAUAAAAUGGACAUCUGAUGUGGUUCCAUGGAUUUUUUUUACCAUAUUUAAAGACACUUGGAUCAAGUGACUCUGCUGCUUUUUUAAUGAAAUUAUAGAGAGUUGCAUUUAAGAUGUGUAGCAAAGUAGUAUUAUGUAGUGGUUUGUCCACAGGUAGACAAAAAAACAGUUUGAAAAUAAUCUACCCAUUGUUGAAGUUUCUGUACAUUAACCUUUCUAAUAUUUCUUGUCAUUGCUGUUAGAAUGGCAUCUUUUGGAUUUGCCCCUGAGAAGAUCUGGGUAGAAGGAAAGCUUUGUGCACGUGUGCACACAUGCAACUAUGGUGCUGGUAUAAAAGAUGAGGCUGAAUGAGAGCCGGACAAGAUCCUUCCAGGCUCCUGUCACCAUCCAUAAUUACCCGGGUAGGCAGGUGUAUGUGUUUCCCAAUGGCCGAUCUGAUUCGGAAGAGUCAUCAGAGGAGGAACUCAAUGUUACAGAAUUGCGACCGAGAGGCAAGGAGCAGCAGCGAUGCAGCACUUCUCGGGACAGAGUUGGAGAUGUGGUACUUCUGGAACGAGAGAUUACAGAGGAUGAUAAUCUUAACAAGCUAGCCCUGCAGUAUGGUUGUAAAGUUGCGGAUAUCAAACGUGUCAACAACUUCAUCCAGGACCAGGACUUGUAUGCACUGAAGUCCAUCAAGAUCCCUGUGAAGACCCACGGGCUCUUAACAGAGAAGGGCAGAGAACUAAGGCUGCUCUCAACUGUGCCCUCCCAGACCGGCCUGACGCUUGUAGACUUACCGGAGCCUGAUGAUGGUGCGAGCAGCUCUGCUGACGGCAGACACCUGAGCGACUACUUCAAGGGGAUUGACAAGAGCAUUCAGGAUGCGGUGCAGGUGGAGGUCCAGCUAAAUGCAGAGUAUUGCAUGGAAGCACUGGAGAGGCCACUGCCUGAGUCAGGGAAGCAGGAGACUAGUAAUGGUGGAGCUCAUUGCAGAAUCUGUGCUGUUGCCAGGGUACUGCUUGUCCAGAGCCAAUACUUCAGCAUGACUGCAGGUGGCCAAAGAGUAUUGGAGGAGGACGUGAGUGUAGCAUUAGGCCUGUGGUACGUAGUACAUGCUUCUCAAAGGCUCGUUUGUUGGGGGGGAGGUCUAGCCAGUAUUACUUUAAAAAAAAAAAAAAAAUCCAUAAUGGUGCACCUCAAACACCCCAUUUCAGUCAUGGACUUGAGUGUCCUUGUGUGUAGUCUUCACGUGAGCGAGCAUUGCCAUUUCAUUUGCAAGGUCUGGGAGGGAAGCCCUGCGUUACCUUAGACAGUCACGGAAGGAAGUGUAAAUCCUUUGUAGGAUGGGGACUGUGAAGCUGCUGAUUGUUAAGUGUUUCUGUGAACUGCUGACAUUUGCAUGGAAAAGCUUCUGAGUCGGUAGGAAAGACCAAUGACACUUCAGAGGCUGGUGGUGGUGUCCUGAGAUGUAGGUAAGCCUUAGGUUGGUGCUGUUUAGGACAAAUCAGUAAAAACUACAUGCUAGAAGUGAACAGGAAAUGAGGCUUUGGGGAGCUUUGCUGCAGGGAAGAAUUGGCCUCAAAAAUUUAAUUCAGCAAAUUCAGGGACAGUGCGCAGAGGUAAAUGCUCUCCUAGAACCAAACCCUGAGGUAUUUUGCAGCACAGUUGCAUGAAACCUGGCCUGGGAUGAGGUGAUGUAUGAUGUAAGCAGUAGCCCACUGAAAGCAGCUGGCUGUUUCAGGAAGGGUCCUGGCCCUUUCCUGGGCCACUUGCGCAGGACUUGGCUGGUCUCCUGCUGCUGAGCUGGCAGCUGCAGUCAUUGCUGAGGGUGAGGGCACAGGGCUGGUGGGCAGGUGGAAAAAGCUGUUGUUUGGCUUCCCCUCCUGCCUUGCCCCAAGAUUGGUUCCAUUAAGCUGUUGGUGGGACAGCAGCCUGGCCCGAGCCUUUUCACUGGUGGGCAUGGCUGCCACCAAGCGCUGCUGGAGUAGGAGCAGGGGCAGCAGCCUUCGCAAGGCCAGACUGGUGCUGACCCUGCCAUGGCAAGGCGUCACAGCAGGGGAACUCGUGAGUUGCUGCUUUGGUUUUUGUUGUGGGUUUUUUUGUUUGUGGGUUUUUUUUUUUUUUUGAAAGCUUCAGUGCUGCUUCCAGCUCUGUGAGGGAAGGCGAAGCUGGGCAAGAGCUGUGGUGCAGGUGUGAUCUGCUCCUCCCUGUGGAAGAGCAGCCUGACAGCAUCUGCGGCAGGGGGUGGGGGGGAGACAGGACUGAGGCCUCCCAGCAACCUGAGGAACACCACACCAAGCAAGAAGAACCCUGGGAUGUUACAAUGAUAACCUGUGUUUCCUGCAACCCUUAAAACGUGCUCAGGAAAGCCUGAGGGAACCUAAUUUUGUAAACAAGGACUCUAAAGUAGUUUAUACUGAAAAAAAAACCCCAACUUGUAUUUUUCUUCUGUGAAGAAAAUGUAUCUUUCUUUGUUCAGGGGUGGGGGGGGAUUAUCACAUUUUCAAAGAAAGAAAAAUGAAAUAAAAGCACAAGGGGCACUACCCAC
Messenger RNA from Harpia harpyja (harpy eagle), 2711 nucleotides. It is a transcript of the gene LYSMD4, whose product is annotated as LysM domain containing 4. The record is from RefSeq and is a predicted model, not a curated record. NCBI's taxonomy places the organism in Eukaryota, Metazoa, Chordata, Aves, Accipitriformes, Accipitridae. The coding region runs from base 519 to 1472 and encodes 317 amino acids. The transcript has 5 exons.